This is a messenger RNA of Amphimedon queenslandica, 1431 nucleotides long. RefSeq names its product protocadherin-11 X-linked-like. Gene Ontology annotation, cellular component: plasma membrane; catenin complex. Lineage: Eukaryota; Metazoa; Porifera; Demospongiae; Haplosclerida; Niphatidae. The transcript has a single exon. The annotation marks the transcript as partial. Gene Ontology annotation, biological process: cell migration; multicellular organism development; homophilic cell-cell adhesion. Gene Ontology annotation, molecular function: beta-catenin binding; calcium ion binding; cadherin binding. The record is from RefSeq and is a predicted model, not a curated record.
GGUGAUGUUAACGUUUCUCUGUCGUAUGAUUUUGAUCACGAAUCACAGGAUCAGUUCAUAUUAUAUGUUGAGUUAUACAGCACUGCUGAUAAUGAGACAAUUUAUGAUACAUCGCCGAUUAUCGUUAACUUGAUUGACGAGAAUGAUCACUUGCCAAUUUUUACAUCAGCUCCGAAUCAAGUUGUGAUACCAUUGACCACACCUCCUGACACACCUAUUCUCACCGUUACGGCAACUGAUGAAGACUCUGGAUCUAAUGGCGGCAUCCUGUAUUACCUUGACUCCACCCAGUUGGGCUUUCAUGUGGAUAGGCACAGAGGAGUAAUUACGACAACUAACUCUACUCUAAGAUCAGGUGACUAUUACAUGACAUUAACUGCCAGUGACAGAGGCAGUCCGCCUAAAGACAACUCUAUAAAUAUUACAGUGUCUGUUCUCCAAAGCACCUCUCCAUUUAUUAUCUUUACGGAGAACUUCUAUUCGUUUUCAAUCCCAGAACAUUCACUGCCUCCAUUGCCAGUCGGAACUGUUAUGAUUAAUGAAGUCAUUAAUCAAACAUUUGGUACUAACGAUAUCUUGUUCUCAUUCCGCUCGCCUCAUUCCUGUUUCAAUAUAAACUCAAGUACAGGAUCUAUUACCCUAACGUGUUCUAUUGACGGAGAAUUGACUUCAUUCCAUGAUUUGGUAAUUGUUGCAACAGGUCCAAAUGGUAUAAUGGCAGAAGUAAGAGCACGUGUUAAUAUCAGUGAUAUUAAUGAUCAUCCUCCAUUGUUUGAUAAAGACACAUACACUGUGGUUAUUUAUACUAAUUAUAACGAUACUAGCAUGAUACUAACACCAUUAGUGAGUGAUCCUGAUCAAGGGAUGAACGGAAUCAGUAGAUUUAGCAUUGUUGAUUCUAGUAUCAGUAAUCUCAUUGAUAUCGAUCCUAAUUCUGGUCAGAUAUCACUGAUUUCAAUCAAUGGAUCACUACCACAAGGCGACUAUAAAUUCACCAUUAAAGCAAAUGAUUCCUUAAACUCAUCAUUGAGCAGUACAGCUGUAGUUUUACUUAGCAUCAUAGAACCUUCUCCUAAGAUACUAGAGUUCUCACCUUCUUCUCUUGUAUUUUCAGUACCAGAAAACAGUCCAGGCGGAACUGUGAUUGGUGUGCUAGAGCUAAUAACUCCACAUUCACUUGAUCCUAGUGAAUACUUGGGGAAUCUACAGUUUGAGAUAUUAAGUGGUGAUAAUAUUGAUUACUUUCAUAUUGUUGAUUCUAACGCGACGCUAAUCCUCGUCAACGAUCUCCUUGAUCGAGAAGAGAUGGAAUCACAUGUUAUAUUAGUCCGUGCUUCAUUUAUCGACUAUAAAGUAUCUACUAGUUCAUUCAUUACCGUAUCAGUGAGUGAUGUCAAUGAUAAUAAUCCAGUCUUUAAUCAAACAGUAUAU